Molecule: messenger RNA, 947 nt
Organism: Diorhabda sublineata
Lineage: Eukaryota; Metazoa; Arthropoda; Insecta; Coleoptera; Chrysomelidae
Product: leukocyte receptor cluster member 1 homolog
Exons: 3
Coding region: 60-911 (283 amino acids)
Source: RefSeq, a predicted model, not a curated record
ACACGUCAAAAUUUAUAGAGGUUAUGUCAAAACGUCAAAAAAUAUAAACAUUUAAAAUCAUGAAUAUUUUGCCAAAAAAACGAUGGCAUGUUCGUACAAAAGAUAAUAUUGCAAGAGUUAGAAGAGAUGAAGCAAAAGCUUUGGAAGAGGAAAAGGCUCGUGAAGAAAGGAUAAAACUUGCUGAACGGGAAGCUAGAAGAAAAUUACUACUAAGUAAGAGCCGUAAUACAACAGGGUAUUUACCACUUGAUUCCAAAAUAAAAGAAGAUGCAGGAGAUAACAAACAUAUUAAUUUUUUUGAAGAGCUAGAAGAAGGCAAUGCUGAAUUAAAAGAAGUAAAUGUUGAACAUGAAAAGGAAAAGAAAGAGGAAAGGGAGAAAUAUGAAAAACAGAUUGGUUAUUUAACUUAUCUCGGACAAGAUACUAAUGAAGCAUUAGGCAAAAAAAGUUGGUACAACAUUGCCCCAGAUAGAUCAGAAGUUAAAGUUGAAGUGAAUUUAAAAAGUAAAAUACGUGAAGAUCCACUACAUGUUAUGAAAAAGUACACCAAUGAUAAAAAAGACACAAAAGACGAUAGCUUAAGCAAUAACAGAAUCAAACAACCCCUAAUACACACAAAAGAAUCUGAUAGAAAACAUAAAAAACACAAGAAGCAUAAGAGACAAAGGUCAAGCUCCUCUGAUUCUGAUGAAUCUGAAAGUAAACGAAAUAAACAAAGGGACCUUGAACUACUUAGAAUGAAAAGACUGAAAAGAGAAAAUGAAGAAAGGUCAAAAGCUAAUGCACUUUUGUCAAAAUUGAAUGAUACACAUCAAAAGGAUAAAGAUACUACAGAUGCAACCAACUUUAAAGCAAAAUAUAAUGCACAGUUUAAUCCUCAUUUAGCUAAACAAAAUUAUAUGCAUCAAUAAAAAAAUGUAUAUACUUCAUUAAAGCUGCAAUAGAAA